This is a messenger RNA of Physella acuta, 4493 nucleotides long. Its product is annotated as putative Polycomb group protein ASXL2. Lineage: Eukaryota; Metazoa; Mollusca; Gastropoda; Physidae. Gene Ontology annotation, biological process: positive regulation of transcription by RNA polymerase II; animal organ morphogenesis. Gene Ontology annotation, molecular function: chromatin binding; DNA binding. The record is from RefSeq and is a predicted model, not a curated record. Gene Ontology annotation, cellular component: PR-DUB complex.
AGAUGGCGACCGCCAGUUUGUUUGGCGUUUGAGAAACAAUAGUGUGUUUUUAUUUCUUUCAAAAAAAUGUGGCGUCUUGAAAAGACAUGAUAGCAUUUAAACAGCGCAACCACUGAUGUGGAAUCAGAAUGAUCUGUUAGGUUAAAUUUUUGGAUGAAAGAUUAGAAAAUGGAGAUACCUGUUGUUAAAGAAAAUAAUGUUUCUACAUUAGUACCUAGUCGCAGAAGUGUGCGGCAAUCAAUGAGAAACAAAAAAUACAAAUAUGACCCUUCUGACUUCAAGCCAAAGUCUAGAGUAGGAACAUCAGCACCAAAUUGCAAGAGUAAUGAGAUUACAGUUGAAAACAAUAAGACUGAAGAGGCAGUUGCAAACAAAGUUAAUGAUUUUACAACUGUAAAAUCUAACUCAAUAAAUACAAAUGGGCUGAAUCAACUGACAGUCCUCACUACAAAUGCUAAACCUGGCAGUAAAAGAUGCCUGCCAGUUUUUAUAAAAACAGGGAUGAAGUUUAGCAUGCGGCCCCGUAAACGUAGCAGUAAACGUUCCAAAUCAGUAGCAGCACAGAUAGAGCAAACUAAAGAUGGGUGCAUUGAUAUGACCCCAGAUUCAAUUUUAUGUAAAACUAAUUUGAAGGGCUUGAUAAACUACAAGACUUUCAGCCAGUUGCCGGCCAACUACCAGUACAAGCUGGUGACACUACUCCCUCAGUGUGAUCAGAUCCCAGGCUCUGAGGCUGAUGACCUCAGGUUAAGUACAACUGCUUUAAAUAAUGAAUUUUUUGCCAAAGCCUGUAUGGAAUGGAAAGAUAGACUUGCUGAAGGAGAAUUUACUACAGAGAAUCAGAGAUCUAAAGUGGAUGAGGAGAAGGAGCAGAAUAGGAUGGAGGAGUGGAAGGCAAAACAUUUUGAACCUGUUUGGGGUCAUUGUAAAAUCAUGAGCGAUGUUCCUAAAGCGACUGGGCCCUCACCAAAUAAAUUAACAUCCGCGGCUGAUACUCCUGUGCCAAAAACAAAGCCUGUUCAUAAAUCCAACAUGCGCGUUUCUUCGAUGAUUCAGAAACGCUCCUUGACCCGUGCAAUCAGAGCCAGCGUGGAGAGUGCAUUACCAGCUACUAAAAAACUGUCCCAGUCUAUAGAGUGUGUCACAGACUUAUCCUCCAACCAUUCUCAUGGAGAUAAUAAUUCUGCGUCAUCACCCAUUCAGACUUCAAGCUCGUCAGCUUCUGAAUCCUCGCCUAAUUCAACCUCUUCCUUAUCCAGUAAUAAUUCUUCCUUAGACUCAGUUAUAGCUGCAAACAGAGAGGCUCUAGCAAAGCAAGUGGAAAAAUUAAGAUCUGAAGAUAGAACAGAAAUCUUGGGGGUGACCCCAGCCAAAAAGAGGAGAGUAUCAGGUGCAACUGUGGCUCCUGCCAGACCAACACAACUCCAGGCUCAUGCUCGUACACUUGCUCAGAUCAGGGCUCAGACUCAAGCUGCCAAAGCUAAAAGCCAGAAUGCCCUUUCACCUAACCAUAAACCACAGCUUCCAGCGUCACCCGUCUCUCCAUCUGCAACCAGCUCAUCCCAGGGUAUCACUCGCACUGUCACGAUGACAUCCACUGGUAUAAUCAUCAAAACUCAGGGUCAGACCAGAACACUUGCCCAGAUUAAGGCCCAGACCCAAGCAGCCCGGGCUGGUUCUACAAGCUCCACUGCAGCACCGCCCCCCGCUGCUCAGAGCAAUCAGACAAUGCGCAGUUUGUUAUCCAGCGGCCCCUUAAACAAAGCCCCAACUCAAACAAGAACUCUGGCACAAAUCAAAGCUCAGACCCAGUCCCGGGCUCCCAUUCAACCUCAGGUCCUCAAGUCUUCAGCAUCUGUCUCAACAGAGACUGUGAAACCACAGCAUGUCCCCAACAUUUUAUCCACUGCUGCCACAUGCAAGCUCAGGGCUUCACCAGACAACCAGGCAACACAAGCCUCAGACAUCAACUUGAAAAGAUCAAUACAGAUCUGUCAGGCUGAGUUGGAGAAGAGUCUGAGCAAAUCGACAAGUGCUACUGUGAACACAGUGCCACCACCAAAGACCCCCACCCCGCCACCAGCCCAAAUAACUAGUGCCUCUAAAAUUUUAUUCAGUCAGUCAGGACAAGCUAGUAACGGUAGGAUAGCCAACACGCCUUCCCCACAGCAUCAUUUUAUCCAGCCUGUGUCACCAGCUAAGCCAUCAUCACGGUCGGUUACCCCAACCACUCUGGUCUUUAACAGGGGUAGAGUGUCCCCCGCCAUUUCUAAAUUUCCUACUGGGACAACUGUAACUUCAGCCAGUCACACGAUAGAUAAUGGCAAUAAAAUUAUUUUCGUCUCCAAUGUUCUUAGCCCUGUGAAAGACACCCCAAAUACUGUUUUCUUCUUAAGUACUAGUGCCACUCAGGAUUUAACUGGAACUGUUAAGGUAUCUUCUACCCCAUGUAUCCAGACCAACUCAGCCAUAUCUCCUGCACCUACAGUCACUUCAGCAAACUCAACACAGCUGCAUAGGAGAUUCAUCACUCAGGAUGCCCUCAGAGCAUUUCUGAAUGCACCUCCUCGUGCAGCCAGCGCUCCUCCAAACAACCCAGAUGCAAAAGUAGAAACACCAACCACAGCCGCAAUAGUGAGAUCAGCGAGUGUAGGGAAUAAUGGGGUGCUGCCGCCCCAGUCCCCAUCCUCGACUGCCCCAUCCCCCACGACACCAACACCUCCAACACACCAAACAUUUACUGUCUCACUGGGUGAUUUACCCCAAGGAAUUACUAUACAAAAUUUUAAUAACCCCUUACAGACUUCAAAUAAUAUCCUGAUUCCUAACAACCAGAUUCGUGUGUUUUCAAGGACAUCUUCAUCAGGUACACCCUCACCUGCACCCCCGUCAUCAUCCCCAUCAAACAUUGCAAGCUUCAGUGUUCACAAAGUGGAUCUUUCUGCUGGCACACCUACAAUCCCAAACCCCAUCCCUCCCCUUAGGUUCUCCCCGUCUCCUAUUGUAGCACCCAUUAUCAGUAGCAAUCCAAGUAUCGCAGGGAAAAAAUUAAGCACCGCAAGGAUUAUACAUGUUUCUGGACAAGGGGGUAAACUUUUACCCUCCGCUACUCAACUCUCAAGUCCAGUUAAAAUAGGAAACGUGGUCAAUAUCCAACCAAUUAAAACUAUACCAGCAAGCAAUCUAUCACAGGUGACACCCAUCAGGUCAGCGACUGUCCUCAAUGUGCAGGCCUCGCCAUCGUGUGAACACCAUUCUGGGCUUCCUAGUGAUGAUGGAUCAGGGGUAACCAAUUGUGCUUGUAAUCAUAAGGCCAUGGUUGUAUGUAAGAAGUGUGGUGCUUUCUGUCACAAUGACUGUAUAGGUCCCUCUAGGCUUUGUGUCACCUGUCUGAUAACUACUUGACAUGAGCACAAGCUUUUAAUUUUCAUUCAGAGUUUUUAAGAUAUUGUUUAUUUAAUGGGAGUUUGAAAAGCCAUCUAACUACUGUACUGCAAAUAAUUAUCAGCUAUGCAUGUAAAUCUUAAAAAGUAUUUAGAAGAUCAAGACAGGUUUAAACUGAAUUCCAUGAAUUUGAACCAUUUCCUGAGAUUAUUAAUACUAAAUGGGUUUUGUUUUUUAAUGUUAAUGUUUGUUUAGUGUUGCUCUGUGUGUAUGUGUGCUUGCUUUGAUUGGUGGCUUUGACCUUACACUACUACUUCAAGUUAAUUUUUACAGACUGACAACAUAAACAUUGUUUCAUAUACACCUGGGCCACACAACAUAAUCUCAUUUUGCGCUUCCUAAUUUCCUUUCAUUUUACUAGCUGUCAUUUUAAAACUUUUUUUGGUAAACUUUGUAUUAACAUUAAGGAGCAUUCAAUACUGCUUGUUUUGCAUUUAUUAGUAAAUGUUAUUUAUUUAAUUUAUUUGUAAUACAAGUCCAUUAGCCAAUGGUAUUUUUAAAAGGCUGAAUGCAUUAAAGGUUGCAUCUUUCUUAAAUACACCCCCUACGUUAAUGUAAUUUUCUAAGAGGGAAUGAAGUAUUUCUAGUAUAUUUUAAAACACUUUUAGUUCUUCAGUAAAUACAGAGCUUUUAAAGGAUAAUUUGUUUUACCUAAAGUUAAUUGUAUGUGAAUGAUCAGGAAUACUCAGCUAGUUAAAAUUGCUUGCAGAGCUUCCCCAACCUUUUUUAUGGUAUCGGUUAUUUUUAAUAUUUAAAUUUAAAUUAGUUAUUUCUUUUGUUUGACCAUCUCAGCUUUUUGUGGCUAUUAAAAAUGAAAUUGAAGCUAAAAUAUUUAAAAAUCAAAAUGAGAUUUUGGGCAUUAAUAAAAGAGCAUAACCUCAUUCAUAAAUCAUAACCUACAACUAUCAGUUCCCAAGAAAAAUUGAUUAAUGUAGUUAAGCCAGUUGUAAUAAUGUGUUAUCAGAAAUGGUCAAUUACAUCUCAGGUGUUUGUUUUUUCACCUUAGGAUUUUCCUUAUAUGACAUGUUUUUGUGCUGAUUUUUACUCCA